This is a messenger RNA of Fusarium subglutinans, 1266 nucleotides long. RefSeq lists its product as uncharacterized. Gene Ontology annotation, biological process: protein N-linked glycosylation. Gene Ontology annotation, cellular component: Golgi membrane. The transcript is spliced from 4 exons. Gene Ontology annotation, molecular function: glycosyltransferase activity. NCBI's taxonomy places the organism in Eukaryota, Fungi, Ascomycota, Sordariomycetes, Hypocreales, Nectriaceae. The record is from RefSeq and is a predicted model, not a curated record. The coding region runs from base 1 to 1266 and encodes 421 amino acids.
AUGGGCUUUCAAUUCUUUGGUGCUCAAAAUGGAGUAAAGAUGGGAGUCUUGAACGCUCCCAAGCGAGCCGUAUGGAUCUGCUCGUUUGUUAGCCUCACAGCUUUCCUUAUCUUUCUCUGCUUUCCCGUCUCUUCAUUUUAUCCGUUGAAUCCCAUCGUCUCUCCAUCUAACCCUGACUCUCCUCAAACAACAGAUACCUUCAGUGCCAAUUGUCAUAAAAGCCUUCGACCGGAAGCAUAUCAGCAGCAUGGCAUUUGGACCGGGAGAUUGGCUCUGCCGAAGCUGAUGGCAGAGUUAUGGAAACCCCUCAUACAUCCUAUCACGGAGAGAGUGUUCGUCACCGACAAGGGAGAACGUUUCGAAGUACCAAUUGAUCAAGUCCGAUGGAAGAAGCCACUAGGGAAACGGGUCGUUAUCGUCGAUACAGAUAAUCGGCUUGAUAGCAAAACCGAGAACACAAUGUUGAACGAAUUCCGUGCAGCCGCCUAUCCCGAUCGACACGGAACUUGGGUAAAGCCAGCCAUCACCAAAGAGGCUCUGAAGACCCAUGAGUUCGUCGUCUCGCUAGACUCAGACGCCGUGUUUACCCAUCUCGACCUCCCACUAGAAUGGCUCAUGAACCUCUGGGAUUACCGCCCAGAAACCUUGGUCGCCAUGGCUUACGACCUUGACUGGAAACAAGACUACGAUCCUCAAGGCAAUCUUAUCCUCAAUACGGGAUUCGCCAUUGCACAGGCAAGUCAGCGCACCCAAGAUAUGUUUCGACGCUGGGAAGAUUGCCCAAGGAGUAUACAUGGCUGCGACCAUUGGAACCACCAAUGGGCACACGAGCAGAGCGCUUUUUCGUACUAUAUCCGGUAUGAGUUCAAUAGAACGCACGACGUGAAAAACAUCCCGUGCAAUCACGCCAAUGGUAACGAGUUUACAUUGGAUGGUGGUGAAGCCAACAAAGAUAAGAAAGUCCAGGAUGUUAUCUUAUCUUAUCUUAUCUUCAAGGGCCCACGAACCAAACCAGCAUUUGACUUGACUACCCUAAAAUGCUCUCAGCGCUGGCCUUUGGAUAUUAUCAAUUCGAUUGUCCAAAUUGACCACUGGAUUGUCAUAAUUAUCCUAAUCCCCUCAUUCAUCGGAAUUGUGCCAAGAAUCGGAGUCACAAGAUGCUGGAGUCGUCUCAAGAAGAAUGUGAUGUCUAACCGGACUGGGUAUUAUGCGGACUACAACAACCCUCAAGAAUGGGAGCAAAAUGAACGAAGGUUUGGUGGCUGA